Messenger RNA from Rhizoctonia solani, 402 nucleotides. Its product is annotated as Transposase family Tnp2 protein. The record is from RefSeq and is a predicted model, not a curated record. The transcript has 2 exons. Bases 1 to 402 code for a protein of 133 amino acids. Lineage: Eukaryota; Fungi; Basidiomycota; Agaricomycetes; Cantharellales; Ceratobasidiaceae.
AUGUGGCAAGAAAUCUUGCACAAUUGCAUUUAUUAUGACUCCAACCAUGAAGUUGUUUUACUGGAUGAUGGGACUGGCACUCAAACUGGAGCCAAUCAGCUGGAAGAACUGGAUGAUAUCAGUCUUAUAGCUUUAUUGGAUUGCCUUGGUAACCUCAACAUGUCAACUUAUGGCCUCUCAGGAGAGGAGAUUAUGGAUGCCAAGAAUAUUUUUGAGUCAGUUGUAGAAGCUCAUACUUUCCUUGAAGAUGAGGAUUAUGACAAACUCUCUUCAUUUGAUCUUUAUGAUAGAUACAAACCAUCCCAAGCUCUUUUUGCCAAAUUAAUUAAACAUUACCAACCUAUCAAUAGUCCCAAGGGAACACAAAUUCCUUCUAUCAAACACCUGCAUACCCAUGCUUGA